AUGACCGCUGCACUUAGGAUGCUUGCUUAUGGAGUAGCGGCUGAUUUUAUGGAUGAAUAUGUGAGAAUAGCAGAAACCACUGCAAUAACUAGUUUGAAAAAAUUUGUUGCAGUAGUGGUUGCUACUUUUUCAGAGGAAUACUUGAGGUCACCCAACAAUGAAGACAUCGCUAGAUUGUUAGCUCAUGGCCAAAAUCGUGGAUUUCCAAGCAUGUUGGGAAGUAUUGAUUGCAUGCAUUGGAAAUGGAAAAAUUGUCCAACUGCAUGGAAAGGGAUGUAUUGUGGUCAUAUUCGUGAGCCAAGUAUUAUUUUGGAAGCAGUGGCUUCAUAUGAUCUUUGGAUAUGGCACUCAUUUUUUGGGUUACCUGGAUCAAACAAUGAUAUUAACGUGUUGGAGCGGUCUCAUGUAUUUUCUGAACUUGCACAAGGACGUGCUCCUGCAGUUAAUUACUCAAUUAAUGGUGAUGAUUACACAAUGGGAUACUAUCUUGCCGAUGGCAUAUAUCCACAAUGGUCAACAUUUGCGAAGACAAUCCCAAGGCCACUAGGAGCAAAAAGAAAAUUAUUUGCAAAAGCUCAGGAGGCAUAUAGGAAGGAUGUAGAGCGUGCAUUUGGAGUGCUUCAAGCACGAUUUGCUAUUGUACGUGGACCUGCACGGUUUUUUUAUCAUGAAACACUACAAGACAUUAUGAAAGCGUGCAUAAUUCUUCAUAACAUGAUCAUUGAAGAUGAGCGAGAUGAAGCUGAAGCAGUGGACUUAGAUUAUGAACAAAUUGAUGAGAUUUCAUGUACAUCAAUGUCACGUGAGCCAACAAAUGAAUUUACGGAAUUCACUCAAGUUCAUCAAUGCAUUAGGGAUCGAGAAGUUCAUUCUCAACUCCAAAUGAAUCUCGUUGAGCAUUUAUGGCAAUUACAAGGAGAGUCAUGA
This is a messenger RNA of Quercus lobata, 927 nucleotides long. RefSeq lists its product as uncharacterized. Lineage: Eukaryota; Viridiplantae; Streptophyta; Magnoliopsida; Fagales; Fagaceae. The transcript has a single exon. The record is from RefSeq and is a predicted model, not a curated record. Bases 1 to 927 code for a protein of 308 amino acids.